UCUUUUAGGGGUACGUUUGCAGCCGUCCACUCUCGGAUUCGCCUUCCGAGUUACCAUUAAUGAAAGAGGAUGACGAUGUCGGAUUAUGCGAAUCAAUAUCUGACGUUGAUACAAUCGAUGAAUCUGAUAAUGAUAAAUCAAUUGUUUAUAAAAAUUUGGAGGGCUCUGAUAAUUCUGAAACAAUUAAGAGAGAAUCGUCCGUCUCGAAGAGUGGCUCGAGUUAUACAGUGGCGAAUGGUUCGUUUGCCAACGUCGGUGCUGAAGAUAACGGCGACAGCACGGUAACUAUUGCUUCGGCCAAUGUAGGCUUUCCUAGAAGUGAAACUAUAGCUGCUAUUGGACAUCGACCUUAUACAGGCGAUUUGCCACCCGUUCGAGUUUCGAAGCAGAAGUCAAUGAGAGGGAAUGAAGAAGACGAUAAUAAGGGGGAAUUCUGCAGAAAAUGUGGCCACUACUCUAAACGUCAGUAAUUAGUCGAAAAGUACUACGUAUUCUUCAUACGUUGAACAGCGUACGCACUCGAAGCCAUUCUUAUAUUUUCGCAAAUCUGUCAAUUUAAAGUUAUUUUCGCGAUUACCGUUAGCGUAUUAAGCGAAAUAGCAAGUAACUUGCGGCAGCGUUAAAUACAUUUAAAAAAUCAAGAGGAUAUUAAAAAAUUGUAGAAUAAUACAAAUUUAUUGCAGAAGAAUUCUGUCCUUUUUUGUAAGUAAAUGCAUAUAUCUGUGUUGUUUGUUAAGAUUAAUUAAUUAAUGUGUUUAUUUUUAUUUAGAAAUAUAAUAUAUUCUUUGUUGAUUAAAAUACCUACAUUUACAUACAAACUAAAUUGUUGGCUUUAUAUUAAUUAAAGUUUAUAAAAAUAAAGAGGUACUAAAAGACCGGCAGAUGAUUAAUAAUCGUAUUAUUUUUAAUAUUUAUGUAGUUUAUGUUGGUAGUUAGAAGAAUUGUAGUAAUUGUCAAAACAAAGGUGUAGAGUGCAAUAUUUUGUACGUAAUAAACGUAUGAAAUUAAAUAAAUGCACAAUAUGACAAAA
Messenger RNA from Vollenhovia emeryi, 1030 nucleotides. RefSeq lists its product as uncharacterized. Bases 60 to 470 code for a protein of 136 amino acids. The transcript is spliced from 2 exons. The record is from RefSeq and is a predicted model, not a curated record. NCBI's taxonomy places the organism in Eukaryota, Metazoa, Arthropoda, Insecta, Hymenoptera, Formicidae.